CAUUUAAUUUUAUAUAGAUGAGACAUUUCUACAUAGCUGCAAAAGCAUUUGAUGUUUUGGAACAUUUGGAUCCAAGUCCUGCACACUGGAGUGGCAAACGUGGUGCUCUUGUUGGAUUGUUUCAAAGUAUUGUAUUGGGUAGAGAACCAAGAGAUAUGCUGAAGGAAUUGCUUCUCAUUCUUCGAAACACAAGUAAUCCACAAGUGGAAUAUAUAUCUCGUAUAAUUACUAAGUGGGCUAACGAUCAUAGAGUUGAAAUCAAUUGAAACGCAUUUUAACCUUAAGACUUAUUAAUUUGGUUAAUGUGUUUUCUUUAUAUUGUUGGUUUUAAAUAUAUUAUUUCAUAAAUUGUUUUAUCACAAGUGUGUUUC
Ciona intestinalis (vase tunicate) is the source of this 371-nucleotide messenger RNA. The record is from RefSeq and is a predicted model, not a curated record. Lineage: Eukaryota; Metazoa; Chordata; Ascidiacea; Phlebobranchia; Cionidae.